GUUCAGUCCAGUACUCUUCGUGCGUAUAGCUUAGGAGGGCAUUACCAUGGGUUCAGGCUGCUCAACGGCGGUCGCCACGACCUGUAAAUCAGCUCCACUCGAGCCCAAUCCAGAUGGGCAGCUCAAGCCAGCGCAGAACAUUAUCCAGCGGCUACGGGACAAGAAGCGGCUUCUGGUUGCUGUGCAGAACAACGACCAAUUGAAGGUGAAGGAGUUGGUUCACCGUAUGCCAUUGGAGCAAAUCAACUACGUUCCAACGGAGAAGGGGUUCCUUGACUGCUCCAAGAAUCCAGGCCGCCGCUGCGACUGCGCCCUGUUGAUUGCUGCCAAGCGCCACCAUGCCGGAAUCGUGUCGACUCUCCUUGAGUAUGGAGCUCUACCAGACCUCACCAAUGAAGCAGGAGAGUCGGCACUGGUGGUGGCGUGUGAUGGCAAUGAUGUGGCCAUUGCCACGGACCUGCUCGCACACAACGCCAACCCGAACAUCCCCUCUCCGGAUGGCUCCUUCCCGCUGCACAUUGCAUCGAGCAACUUGUGUUCGGAAAUAGCAAAGGCGCUGGUCGAGCACGGCGCGGACGUCAAUCUCCGCGAGUCGGGCACGAUGAACACGCCCUUGCACAUCACCGUCCUCGUGCCGGGCGCAGAAACGGAAGCGCACAUGCAUGCUGCUGUGGAGAUCGCUACCAUCAUCAUCGACAGCGAGAGGGUGGAUUUCACAGUCCGUGACGCUAGGCAAGACACGGCCCUGCUGAAAGCGACGAAGAAGGCAAAUACAGAGCUGCUGGCGGCUUUCGUGGAUGCCGGCGCGUCAACCAACCUGCUCGAUGCGACGGGCCAAGCGGCACUGCACCUCGCCAUCGCCAUGGGCGACAAGCCGGGCACCACCAUGGCUCUGCGAUUGGCUCGUGCCGAGCAGACGGACGUCAACCUGCUCUCCAAGCUGGGCCUGUCGCCCCUGCUCAUGGCGGUGCGGGGUGUGCUGGGCGAGGUGGUGGGGGCACUGCUGGCCCGAGGCGCCGACCCAAACGUCCUGUCGCACCCAGGCAAGGAGGCACCGCUACACACCGCGCUGCUGCAGGUCCCCAAGGAGCUUGCUGCGCGGCUGCAGCAGAAGCGCCAGGCGGCGGCGCAGGCGGACGAGCCCACACCGUCCGAGGCCAUCGCUGUGGCCAUUCUGUCCAGCGGCCGAGCUGACGUCAACCUGCAGGACGGAGCGGCCCGGCGGCCAGUGUUCCUGGCGGUCACGUGCUGCUGCACGCUCGUGCUAUCGAAGCUGAUCGAGGCGAAGGCCGACCUGACCGUCCGAGACGGCGACGGCCACACGCCGGCGCUUAAGGCAGUUCUGCUGGCGGUGCAGGCACCGGGCGAGAAGGACAAGGCGGCGGAUGGGCUGGCGGCCGCGGAAAGGCGCGCGGGCAUGGUGAUCAAGGCCGCGCCCAACAUCAGUGCCACGGGCGGUCCGCUGCAUAACAGCGCCCUCCAUUGCGUGGUCUCGGUCGGCACGGGCAGUGCCGUAUUGUUUGCGCAGCUUCUGGAGCAGAAGGCGGACAUCAACGUCCUCAACAAGGAAGGGGAUUCGCCGCUGCACGCUGCCAUCUGCAGCAUCGGCAGCACUGUACGCCACGCACAGGACGCGGCGGUGAAGAUGAUCAAGAGUGGCCGCGCGCAGACCGACCUGCGCAACGCGUCGCAGGACACGGCGCUGACGCUGGCGGCGGCGCGGCACGCCGCGGCGGUGAUGGGCGAGCUGCUGGGUGCGGGCGCAGACGUGAAUGCCGCAAACAACGCCGGCGACACAGCCGCGCACUUGGCGUGCCGGUCCAUCGGCGGCGGUGACGCCGGCGGCGGCGGGGCAAAGGCGCGGUCGUGGGGCCCGGACGCGGCUCAGGCUCUGCUGCGCUCCAGCGCUCUCAAGCUAGACCUAGCGAAUGGCGAGGGCCAGACAGCGCUGGCGGUGCUGGCGGCGAGCGCGCGCUGGUUCGAGGGGGCUGUGGGCGUGGCGGGAGCUAUGGUUGCGCAAAGCACCUGCACGCUCAACAACCUCGAUAAGCGGGGCCUUUCGGCGCUGCAUUACUGCCUGGGCGCUGGCCCUGCGUGCGGUGGUCUCAGUGGUCUGGGCCACGGCCCAGCGAUGGCCCUGGCGCUGGUCUCCUCCGCCAAGUGUGACGUGGACCUCCUGAGCCGCGACAAUGCCGCGGAGGCCGCCCUCCACCGCGUGAGCCAGCUGGGCCUUCCGGAUGUGUGUGCGGCGCUGCUGGCGCGCGGCGCCAACCCCAAUGCGGCCAACGGCAGCGGCAUGCGGCCGCUACACCUCGCCAUUGACGGCCGCAGCGAGGCGCACAGCGCGGUUGCGGAGCAGCUCAUCAGCAGCGACGACUGUGAUGUGAACAUCGUCAUGCCGGCAUCUGGUCAGACGCCAUUGCUGAUGGCUGUGGUCAAGUGCAAGGCGGGCCUGGCGGAGCGCCUGGUGCAGCGGGGAGCCGAUCCCAACAUUGCCGACAAGCAGGGGGAUGUGCCGCUGCACGCCGCGCUCCGCAACACAGGCCAGGACAUCAGCAACGAGUGCACGGCGCUGAUCAUCAUCAACUGCGGCCGGGCGGACCUGGACGCCAAGUCCCCCGCGGGGGACACCCCCCUUCACGCGGCCGUGGCCAACUGCGCCACGGCCAGCCUGAAGGCGCUGGUGGGGCACGGCGCAACGCUGGAUGUGGCGGACGCUGGUGGCUGCACGCCGCUGCACCGGGCGGGCUACGCGGCGUGCAGGGCGCGCGACGCGUGCGAUGAGGAGCGGGCGGUUAUCUUGGUGACAGGCGGCGCCAACUGCGACGUCACCGAUCCCCAGGGCUGCACUGCCAUGCACAUCUGCCUGGAGCGCGACGUGGGCAGCCACGCGCUCUUCCAGGCGUUGAUGGACGCCAAGGCCGACCUCAACCUGCCUAACAAGGCGAAGCGCACGCCGCUGCAUAUCGCUACGUUGCGCCUCGGCGAGUUGCAAGACGCCGAGGCGAUGUGCUUGGCCAUCAUCGGCUGCGGCCGAGCCAACCUGGACUUGCAGACGGCCGACGGCUCCACAACGCUCAUGAUCGCUGCCGCCCUGGCUCAUCUCACCGUGGUGAAGGCCCUCCUGCACGCUUGCGCCAACCCCAACCUGCGCAACGCGUCGCAGGACACGGCGCUGACGCUGGCGGCGGCGCGGCACGCCGCGGCGGUGAUGGGCGAGCUGCUGGGUGCGGGCGCAGACGUGAAUGCCGCAAACAACGCCGGCGACACAGCCGCGCACUUGGCGUGCCGGUCCAUCGGCGGCGGUGACGCCGGCGGCGGCGGGGCAAAGGCGCGGUCGUGGGGCCCGGACGCGGCUCAGGCUCUGCUGCGCUCCAGCGCUCUCAAGCUAGACCUAGCGAAUGGCGAGGGCCAGACAGCGCUGGCGGUGCUGGCGGCGAGCGCGCGCUGGUUCGAGGGGGCUGUGGGCGUGGCGGGAGCUAUGGUUGCGCAAAGCACCUGCACGCUCAACAACCUCGAUAAGCGGGGCCUUUCGGCGCUGCAUUACUGCCUGGGCGCUGGCCCUGCGUGCGGUGGUCUCAGUGGUCUGGGCCACGGCCCAGCGAUGGCCCUGGCGCUGGUCUCCUCCGCCAAGUGUGACGUGGACCUCCUGAGCCGCGACAAUGCCGCGGAGGCCGCCCUCCACCGCGUGAGCCAGCUGGGCCUUCCGGACGUGUGUGCGGCGCUGCUGGCGCGCGGCGCCAACCCCAACGCGGCCAACGGCAGCGGCAUGCGGCCGCUACACCUCGCCAUCCAGGGAGGCGGCGCCGAUGCGAAGCGGACGCGUGUCGCAGAGCAGCUAAUUGAGAACGCCAAGACGGAUCCGGACCUGGCGACGCCGGCUGGCCAGACGCCGUUGCUGAUGGUUGUGCUGCAGCUGCGAGAGGCGCUGGUUGCGGCGAUCAUCAAGCGCGGCGCCGACCCAAACAUUGCGGACGAGCGCGGAGACACGCCGCUGCACGCCGCGCUCCGGCUGCUGGGUAACACAGCUGCUGACUCAGAGAAAGGUGUGCCGCUGCGGCUGGCUUUGGCGCUGGUGGCAUAUGCCCGCACGGACGUGAACGCAAGGAGCCCGGAGGGGGCCGUGCCUGUACACGUCGCGGUGACGCUGGCGAGCCUGCCGCUGGUGCAGGCGCUGGUGGCGCGGCGCGCCAACCUCGACGCCUUCGGCGACGGCGGCUCGGCACCGCUGCACAGAGCCAUCCUUCUGGACGGCCAGAGCGGGGACCAGCAGGCAUACGCGGCCAUUGCGUUGACGCUGAUCGAGGGCGGCGCGGACCCUUCCCUGGCGGACCGCGGGGAUGCCAGCACGCCGUUGCACCUGGUGGCGGGCACGGGCAACGCGGCCAUCUAUAGGGCGCUGGCGGGCCGCGGCGCCAACACCAACGCUUUCGACAAGGCGGGCAGGACGGCGCUGCACGUUGCCAUCAAGUCCGCCAAGAAGAGCGGCCGCAGUGAGUUCGACGUCAUCGCGUGCGGCAUUGUCGAGACGCCCGCCACAGAUGUCAACCUGGCCACACGCCCCGCCAACAAGACGCCGCUGCUGUUGGCGGUUCGCGGUCUGCGGCCGGCGGUGCUCACAGCCCUCAUCAAGCGCCGGGCGCACGCCAACACGGCCAGCCAGAAGGGCCAGCUGCCCCUCAUCUUGGCGCUGGAGAUGACAGAGGCCGGCGGCUCCACGGCCGGCGUAAGCCACGCCAUGGCCAAAGACCUGAUUGACAGCGGCCUGCCCGACGUCGACACCGUGCGCGCCAGCGACCGCUCCUCGCCCGCGCACUUUGCGGUGCGCCUGGCGGCUGCUGACCUGCUGGCGUCGCUCAUCAGCCGACAGGCCGACCUCGGGCAGCAGGACGCCCGCGGCUGCUCCGUGAUGCACGUGGCCGCCAACAUGGCCUGCUGCGGCCCAGACGGGGGCGCGGGCCUGCAGCUCAUGAGGCAGCUGCUGUCAGCCAAGGCGCCGGCCUCGCUCCAGGACGUCAACGGCUGCACGCCGCUACACCGGGCGGUGUGUCACCGCGGUGGGAGCCUGGAGGCAGUGCAGGCGCUGGUGGGGCAGCGGCAGGUGGCCAUCGCCGCAGACGCUCGGGACGCCAAAGGCAGCACGGCGCUGGCUCUGUCCAUCCAGACCUGCGGCACGGACGAGCAGAGCGCUGCGAUGAGAGGCAAGGACAUGGCGCUCGCCAUCAUCGGAAGCGGCCUCGCCAACCUCAACAUCCCGGAUGCCGACGGCGACACCCCGCUGCUGCUGGCGGUCAUGUGCUGCAGGGACGCCGGAGUGCUGACCGCGCUGCUGGCCGGCGGCGCCAACGCCGCCACCCGCAACACGGCGCAGCAGGCGCCGCUGCUGCUGGCCUUGGAGCUGCGGGGUUCAGUCAAGCGGCCUGCACGCCAGUCAGCGUGGGAGGGCAUGGCGCUGGAGCUGGCUGCCAGCAGCUCCCUGGAGCUGAACGCGCAGCACGCGGCCAGUGGCGACACGGCCCUACACCUUGCGGUGGCGCAGCAGCUCGCGCGGCUGGUGAACCUGCUACUCCAAAGGGGGGCUGAUGUCAACAUAAAGAACAACGCCGGUUACACAGUCGCCCACAAAGCCAUCAUGUUCGCCGCCGCUGGCGGCGAUGAGGCGUGCUCGCUUGGAUUGGCUGUGAUCAAGGGCGGGGCGGAUGUGGACAUCCACGACCCUGACGGCUGGACCUGCCUACACCUAGUGGUGGGGCUCGAGGGCUCCAGCCGCAUGCUGCUGUCGCUGUUUGAGGCGGUGAUGCAGCGCUCGCGGCAACUGGACGCGGUCACGGCCAACGGCAACGCAGCGCUGCAUAUGGCCACACUUAAGGCCGCCGAAAACACGCCCGGCGGCGACGCCGGUUGCGCGCACGUCACCAUGUGCCAGGCGCUCCUUGCAGGCGGCGCCAACGCGAACCUGGCCGCUGCCGGCUACCUCAACCGCACGCCUCUGCACCUGGCUGUGGCGCACGGCAGCCCCGCCGUCUUCCACCUGCUGCUGGCCCACAGCCCCACCAACCUGGACGCGGUGGACGGCGGCGGCAGCACACCACUGCACCUGGCACUGGACCUGGCAGCAGGCGCGGACGGCGGCGGCGGCUCGGCGCAGGCGCAGGCACGGGACAUGGCGCUCGCGCUCAUCCAGAGCGGCAGGGCGAACCUGCAUUUGGCGGACGCGCGGCAGCAGUCGCCGCUGGCCAAAGCCGUCGCGCACGGCUUGCACGAGGUCGUGGCGGCGCUGCUGGCCGCGGGUGCGCCCUGCAACCGCGUGGACCCGUGCAGUGGCGCGCCGCCGCUGCUGCAGGCCACAGCCGCCGCCGUGGACGCCAUGCUCAGCGGCGGCGGCGGCGGGCGCGAUCCGGGCGCCGUCAAGGGGGCGGUGUGCGACCGCGUCGCGACGCUGGAGCUGUUGAUCGCGCACAGCGGCGUGGACGUGGACGUGGCGGACGGGGUCGGCGACACGGCGCUUCACAGGCUGGUGGCGGCAGGCGCCGCGGCGCUCGCCGCAAGGCUGCUGGAGCGCCGCCCCAACCUGAACCUGCAGAACGCGGGGGGGGACACGCCGCUGCACUUGGCUAUGAAGAGCGCGGGCUCCGACGCCGCCCGGCGCCGCCUGGUGCUGAGCAUGCUGCGGCAGGGCAGCGCGCGGCUGACGCUGCAGGACAGGGCGGGCAACACAGCCAUGCACCUCGCAUUCGACCUGGCCGGCGACCAGGAGAUCUUCGAUGCAUGCGCGGCGCAGAGCCCGGACUUGGACAUCCGAAACGCCCAAGGCAUGGCUCCGCUGCAUCUGGCGGUGUGCACCGGCAGCGCCCGGCAGAGCGAGCGACAGCUGGGCGUGCUCCUGCAGUCGCCCGGCAAGCCCGACGUGGACCUCCGCAAUGGCGCCAGUGACACGCCGCUGCUACUGGCCAUUCGGAAGCGCGGGAGCUCGGCUGAGCCGCUGGCCAAGCUGCUGCUGGGCAAGAGCGCCAGUGUCAACGCUGCCGAUGCGAGCGGCUACACAGCGCUCACGCUGGCUCUCCAGCAGGAGGCGGUGCCUGACUCCCUCGUGUUGCUUCUCAUAGGUGCACGAGGGGCCAACCUGGAUGCUAAAGAGCCGAAGCUCGGGGACAGCGCGGCUGCUAUGGCGCUACGUGCUGGCAAGGCGGAGCUGGUUGGCGCGCUGCUGCGUGCUGGGGCCAAGACGGGGGUCAAGAACAAAGAGGGCGAAGCUCUGAUCCACCUUGCGCUCGCCAGCAGACUUUCAGACGCCAACCGCACCAGGUACGUCAAGAUGCUGGUUGAACACAACGCGGACCUCAACGCAGCAGACGGCGCCGGCCGGGUGCCACUCAUGCUCCUGCUCCGUCCCACUACCGACAUAAAUGCGCAGGUUGAGCUGGCAAUGAUCCUGCUGGACGGCGGAGCGCGGCCCGUGAAUGACCUGGAUCCGACGUCGGGCUUGGGUUGGAUCCACGCCGGCUGCUACAACGUCAAGUUCAUUACGAAAUGGAAGACUUGCAAAGGGAGUCUGGACACCGUUGCGGACGCAAACACGAUUUUCGCGUCCCGCAGCCGCCUCUUCAGCGCGUGGAGCUCGCCAAAGGGUCGUGUGGCCGACGCAAUCUUCCAACAGGCAAACAGCAGAGUCACCGCCAUCACGCUGGCAGCGCUGGGCGGUUGGAAGCCUGCCGUCAGCUCAUUCUUGGACUUUGGCGUCUCGCCGAAUGUGGGUGCCCUCUGCGGAGCCAAGGCGGUGACGCCCUUCCUGGUGGCACUGCUGCAAGGCGACACCACCAUGGCCGAGCUGCUCAGGGAUGGGGGUGCCCUGGUGGAUGGCGAGGACAAUGGCAUCAACCCCAUGUGUAUGGCCAUCCAGGUGUCCAAGGGCCUCUUGGGCGCCGGCUGCCAAGGAUACGAUGUCGAAAGCGUCCCGCCGGUCGUGGCCAACAAGUUCGUCAACUUCACGAAGGCCUUGGCGAAGGACUUGCUGAAGGAUGCGGUGCAGGAGCCCGUCAGCGACGUCGCCACUGAUGCGGCCACGGAGGUCGCCCAGGAGGUGUUCGGCGAGGUGGCCCAAGAGGUCAUGCUGGGCGCCCUGGAUGUCAUCAUGCCCGGGUUCACACUUGUGCGCUGGGGCUUCAAACUCGCCAGGGCGCUGCUCGACGACUCGCAUGACGAAUCGCUGCGGCUGUCGGCACGGGACUGCAUGUCCGUGGUGCAGUGGCUGGUGGGGGAGGGCGCCGGCGUCACACUGAACGACCCCGGAAUGGCUGAGAUGAUUGAGAUGAUCGUGUCCGACGAGGACGGCGCCGGUUGGUCGUGGGCUGGCCUGCAGCUGGUGUGGCCGACCAGCUUCCAGCCCAUGCUGGACCAGGGCCUGGACAGGAUCCAAGAGAGCUUCGAGCAGAAGGCGCGACAGGCGGAGGCGCAGGGCCGCGGCACGUACGACCUUGAAGAGGAAUGCAAUGAGGCCAAGGCGAAAUUCGAGAAGUCCCUCAAGGUAGCGGUCACGUUGGAUGCCAUCAAGAAGAAGGGCAAGGGCCGCCGCUGACAGAACCAUUGGAGGUUUCAAUGGGCAUGCAGGGCCGAGGGUCGGGACUCCAGUCGAUCCCGCUACCCUAGAAACGCUUGCGUAUGUGCACACAUGCGCUACGUAUGAGCAGAGUAGGUUGAGAGUGAGAGCAGAGCAUAAAGAGCAGGGUGUGAGCCUGCGGGAAUGAGAUAGGUGCGAGAGCUGAUGGUAUGACCAAGGUGCGAAUCUACGAAAGGUGGCCGCGGCAGGCCCUUCCACUCCACUCGCAAGUCAACUGGUGGGGGUGGUUGCAGGUGUGAUGUGCAGCACUGCACCAUUUCGGGUGGUUAUGCGGGAUGACAACAAUGCGUAUCUCUAGACCGGACCGAAGUAGAGUGCGCAAGUGCGGCUAGAGUAAAAUGGUGCUUGACUGCAUGAGGAAGUCACUGGUCAGGAGUGCAGGACAGGUAGGCUGGCGGCGACUCUAGUGCUGGCGCCUGGACGCCUUAGUGAAGCUUCAAUUUGAUUGUUCGUGGGUAUGGCUGCUGCGGCCAUAUCCCGCGCAGUCCCCUCUCCGUCUCAGCAGCAUGGCAAAACGCUACAACUGGCGAAUGCGACAUUACAAGAUGGGUCAACCCCGAUGUCCGUGAAGGGACCAUCUUUGAUUCUGCGGCCCCACGAGGGAAACCGCCCGGUCCACGCUUGUACGGCUGUCCGCGGACCUCCUGAAUGCAACGCGCGUGAAUGCCAUCGCUUCACUGUCAGAUACCGUAGAGGCAUUGCGGUCCUUGCGACCCAAAGGGCCUUUCAGAAAGACAACCAGCGCCGACGUCUCCCCGUAAUACCCUGCCAAUCACUUCACAGCCACAUAACAUAGUAACUCCGAGCUCGUGUAACCUCGUUGGCCUACUGCCCAAACAGCAAGACCCCCCACGCCGGUCU
Molecule: messenger RNA, 9478 nt
Organism: Chlamydomonas reinhardtii
Lineage: Eukaryota; Viridiplantae; Chlorophyta; Chlorophyceae; Chlamydomonadales; Chlamydomonadaceae
Exons: 40
Coding region: 227-8575 (2782 amino acids)
Molecular function (GO): protein binding
Source: RefSeq, a predicted model, not a curated record